This is a messenger RNA of Vicia villosa (hairy vetch), 612 nucleotides long. RefSeq lists its product as uncharacterized. Bases 181 to 561 code for a protein of 126 amino acids. The transcript is spliced from 3 exons. Lineage: Eukaryota; Viridiplantae; Streptophyta; Magnoliopsida; Fabales; Fabaceae. The record is from RefSeq and is a predicted model, not a curated record.
GUUAAGGGUAAAGGGAUUUUACAGGAGGAGGAGUCCGUUGCAUCACUAAAAGAGGCAUCCGCUCGGGAGUCACAACAAGUGACGCAGCAAGUUCGUACCGUACCACCCACUGGUCCUCCGAAGCCAGCGGGAAAAAAAGGCGGUGCUUUUGUGCCUCGAUACCGGUCGACGCUCGCAACAAUGGUUGAUAUGUCCGAUUUGAAGGAUGGUGCUUUACGUGAAAUCGUUAUGGAUGAAAGUGUCUUCGGUAUUGAAUUCAAGUCACUUAUUACAAUUGAUGACUUGGAGGAGAUUUUUAAGCAUGAUCAACUAGGCGUCACUAACAUGCACUCAUACAUCCGGUUGUUGUAUGACAGAGUGUUGCGCGGGACUCCGUUGUCUAACAGAUUCCGUUUCGUGUCUUCCGCCCACUGCAGCGGAAUGGCAAUUGCUUCGGAACGGGAAUCAGUUAGACAGCGAUUAGUCGAUAGAUUCAUGUCCACCGGCAAUACAGAAUGUCUGCAUCUUUGGGCGUAUAAUACCCGACCAGUAGGGUUAGUUUCUCAUUCUUUGUUCAUCUAAUCUCUGUUUCUUUUGUGUAUAGCAAAAUUUUCAUAUAACCUAUUGUUUUUA